Molecule: messenger RNA, 612 nt
Organism: Prorocentrum cordatum
Lineage: Eukaryota; Dinophyceae; Prorocentrales; Prorocentraceae
Source: the annotation of a GenBank genome assembly
AUGCAGGGCCACCUGCUGCGAUGUGCAGUGGAGGCGGCUGCUCGUGAGGCCGUGAGCUCCUGCCGCCAGGGUGGUGCGCCCUGCGCGGCGUGCAGCAUGCUAGAGGGCUUCGAAGCUGCGCUCGAGCAUGCUGGGGAGCAUAUGGGUGUGCAGGGCAAGGCGACCACGGAAGAUGUGCGGCGUGCCCUCCGCUCUAUCGGCCAGCACUCGUUGGCCAAAGAGUGGGAGGCCCACCGGGCGGGCCGCCGCGCGCUGGCUCAUCCUGGGGCUGCCGUGCCUGAGCGCGUGCGUGCUGCGCUAGCCAAGGGUGGCACGCCCCACAUGAUCGACAGCCUCAAGUCCGACGACGGCUUUGUCGGCAAGGGCUCGUUCGUUGACGCGGAGGUGGAGGCGCCUGAGAGUACGCUGGAGGUGGAUAGCCUGACAGCGGACGCGGAUGUAGUGCACGGCGGCGGCGAAUCGUCAGAGGGCGAUGGCACGCUGCUGAGCACGAAAGAGGCGCAGGCUGUUCAGGACUGCGCUGUGGGAGCGGCGGCCGACCAGUUCUUGCCGAAGUUGGGCGGCAAGCUGGUGGUCAACGCCUUAGGACAAGCUGCGGGUCUUGCAGACUGA